Molecule: messenger RNA, 1524 nt
Organism: Microthlaspi erraticum
Lineage: Eukaryota; Viridiplantae; Streptophyta; Magnoliopsida; Brassicales; Brassicaceae
Source: the annotation of a GenBank genome assembly
AUGGGUCAACUAUGGGCUAACACAGGCUCUGCUCUAGCAACCCUAAUGUUUACAUACACAAUCUUCAAACAAUGGUUCCCUCAGUUCGGAGACCACUUGGAGCCUUUCUUUCAAAGAAUCUUCGGUCGUUUCUAUCCUUACAUCCAAAUAACAUUCCAUGAGUAUAGCGGAGAGCAAUUCAAGCGAAGCGAGGCUUACUUGGGGAUCCAGAGCUAUCUCAGCAAAGACUCCUCUUCACGAGCCAAGAAGCUCAAAGCCAAUACCACCAAAGGAAGCAAAUCUCUUGUUCUUAGUAUGGAUGAUAAGGAAGAGAUCACCGACAAGUUCGAGGACAUUACUGUUUGGUGGCAGUCGAAGAAAGAAGGGACCGUGAGGCAAACGUUCUCGUUUUACCCUGCAGCCGAUGAGAAGAGAUAUUACAUGUUGAGGUUCCAUAGACGUGACAGAGAAGUAAUCAUUGAGAGGUAUCUUGAGCAUGUUAUGAGUGAAGGGAAGAAGAUUGAGCUUAAGAACAGAGAGAGGAAGCUUUAUUCGAAUACUCCAGGACAGAGCCAUGGAAAUCAGACAAAGUGGAGUCAUGUAACGUUUGAGCACCCUGCAACUUUUGAUACUUUGGCUAUGGAGGAGAAGAAGAAGGAAGAGAUCAAGAGCGAUCUGAUCAAGUUUAGUAAGAGUAAGGAUUAUUACAAGAAUAUUGGGAAGGCGUGGAAGAGAGGGUAUCUCUUGUUUGGACCACCAGGGACUGGAAAAUCAACCAUGAUCGCUGCGAUGGCGAAUUUCUUGGAGUAUGAUGUUUAUGAUCUUGAAUUGACAACGGUGAAGGAUAACACACAGCUGAGGAGGUUACUGAUUGAGACUUCGGCGAAAUCGAUUAUUGUGAUUGAGGAUAUUGACUGUUCUCUUAAUCUCACUGGACAGAGAAAGAAAAAGGAAGAGGAAGAGGAAGAUGGAGACGAGAAGAAAACGAUGGAGAAGAAGAUGAUGAAAAAUGAAGGUGAGAAUAGCGAGAGCAAGGUUACUUUAUCAGGGCUGUUGAAUUUCAUUGAUGGGUUGUGGUCAGCUUGUGGCGGCGAGAGGAUCAUUGUGUUCACUACAAACUUUGUGGACAAGCUAGAUCCGGCUUUGAUUCGGAAAGGAAGAAUGGAUAAGCAUAUAGAGAUGUCGUAUUGCGGUUUUGAAGCGUUCAAGGUGUUGGCCAAGAACUAUUUGCAUGUGGAGGGGAGUGAGCUUUUUGAGGAGAUAAAGAGGUUGCUUGAGGUUGAAGAAAUCAAAAUGACACCAGCGGAUGUUGGGGAGAAUCUGUUGCCGAAAUCAGAAGGGGAAGAAGGAGAGGCAUGUUUGAGGCGUUUGGUUGAAGCGUUGAAAGAGGAGAAGGAGGAAGCGAAGAGGAGAGUUGAGGAAGAGGAGAGGCAGAAGAAGGAAGAAGAGGAAGAGAAGAAGAGGAGAAAGGAAAAGAAAGCAGAGAGAGAGGCAGAGAAAGAGAAGAAAAAGAAGAAUGAAGAAAAUGGUGAAGCGGAGCACUGA